Molecule: messenger RNA, 6032 nt
Organism: Homo sapiens (human)
Lineage: Eukaryota; Metazoa; Chordata; Mammalia; Primates; Hominidae
Gene: KLKB1
Product: kallikrein B1
Exons: 17
Coding region: 3857-5773 (638 amino acids)
Biological process (GO): plasminogen activation; positive regulation of fibrinolysis; proteolysis
Cellular component (GO): extracellular region
Molecular function (GO): serine-type endopeptidase activity
Source: RefSeq, a predicted model, not a curated record
AAACCGUGUCUCACUCUGUCGCCCAGGCUGGAGGAGUGCAGUGGUGUGAUCUCAGCUCACUGCAACCUCCACCUCCCAGGUUCAAGCAAUUCUUCUGCCUCAGCCUCCCAAGUAGCUGGGAUUACAGGUGCCUGCCACCAUGCCUGGCUAAUUUUUUUGUAUUUUUAGUAGAAACAGGGUGUCACCAUGUUGGCCAGACUGGUCUCAAACUCCUGACCUCAAGUGAUCCACCUGCCUCAGCCUCCCAAAGUGCUGGGAUUAUAGUCGUGAGCCACCACGCCUGGCCAGAGUUUUUUAUUUUUAUCACCACCAUAGAUGUUACAGUUGGCUGUGGUCACAAAAGUAGUUAAUUGUGUCAGCACCCAAAUAAACAUCUAACAGGUUUCUCAACAGAGGAAUCCACAGUCCAAUUCCACUUCAAUUGAUAGACCCAAAAAAUAUAAUUUAAUCAAAGUUCUAGAGUUUUUGUUUGUUUGUUUGAGAUGGAGUCUUGCUCUGUCGCCCAGGCUGGAACGCAGUGGUGACAUCUCGGCUCACUGCAACCUCCACCUCCCAGGUUCAAGUGAUUCUCCUGCCUCAGCCUCCUGAGUAGCUGGGACUACAGGCGCCUGCCACCACGCCCAGCUAAUUUUUGUAUUUUUAGUAGAGAUGGGGUUUCACCAUGUUGGCCAGGAUGGUCUUGAUCUCUUGACCUCGUGAUCUGCCUGCCUCGGCCUCCCAAAGUGCUGGCAUUACAGGCAUGAGCCACCAUGCCUGGCCCAAAGUUCUAGAAUUUUUUAAAGGUAUUCAUGGUGACUCAGGAAUACACACAUACACACACACACACACACACACACACACACACAUACACACAUAUAAUUUGAAAGAGGUGAGUAUGUACUCUGACUUCAGCUCUCAGGUUUUAAAAAUUAUAUUAGUGGGACCAGUUAUGACAAGAAUAAUCAUUAUAGUACUUUUCAGAUUUUAUAACCUGGAGCAGAUUAUUUUAAGUUGAUUAGUAGGUUCUGUUACAGUUUUUCUUUUGAUCGUGCACUUAUAGUCUUCAUUUAAUUCCUCAUAGAAUCCCAGUCACCUUUAUAUAUCAUAUUAUUGGAAGAGAUUCAUCUUCAUAAUCUCCAGUUUUUUCACAGUGCCUCACAGAGUUAAUCAUGCCUUUUGGAGCUAGAAGGACUUUAGAACUUAUCUAGUUAUGCUCCUUUAUAUUAUAAGUAAGGGAAUAGAAUCAAUAAGACAGUUUCUGCCCAAAGUCAUGUUACCAGUUGGUGACAGAGCUGGAAAUACGUAGAGAUCUAUACCCUUAAAUCUCUCCACUCACAUGCUGAUAUACUUUCUACUACAAUAUGCUAUAGCUUUAUGGAACUCAGGGUGAUGAUCAGACGUGUCAUUAGAACAUGAGUCCUCUGCUUCUGAUUCAGGCAUACUUUUGGGAUUCUUCCAUCUUUAAAGGAAAAAGGAAGCCAUUCAUCUAUAUUUAGUAACCCAGUAAUAUCUCACUUAGUUUAGGGUUAGAUCUUUAGUUAAUUCAACCUUAUAGAUCAUACUUAUGAAGGUGAUAACUGACACGUGUUCACUGAAUUUUAAUUUGAUAGGCAAUACAUCUACCCACUCCAUUAUUUUUUAAAACUUCAUUUAAUAGUUUAAACAAGAUUGGUUUUGUUUUCAAUUUUUAUUCACUCUUCAUAGAAUCACAAUUACCUUUAUAUAUCAUAUGUUAUUGGAAGAGAUUCCUCAGUAAUCUCCAAUCUCUCAUAGUGCCUCACAGGGUUGGUCAAUGGCUUUUGGAACUGGAAGGACCUUAGAACUUAUCUGUUAUGCUCCUGAUAGCCAAUAGCAGAUAGAAGCUUGCAAUCAAGAGGGUAGGACAUGUGUUCUUCAAUGGAUAUCAAAGGAAGAGGUUGCAAACCAAAGCCAUUUGGCAAGCCCUGUAGCCUGGGCCAUUUAAGACAGGGGCGGUCUCAGCCAAAUUGCACCCAUUUAACUAUCCCAAAGAGCCACAGUGCCUACAACCCAGGCCCUAAGUUGAUGAAGAAAAAGUCAAGGAAGGAGGUGAUACAAUUGGAAAUAUUCCCAUCAAAUGGUUAAUCUUAUUUAGAAAAUGGGCAUAUUAGAAAAAGUCCUUCCAAGAUGAUUUUGGAUAAUAAAAGUUGUAUUUGUGGAAAUUGGUAUUAUCUCUGUUUUAUGCACUUACAUUUAUCCCUUACAUUUUGUUUUUAGUGACCCUACAUGACAUUAAAUUUAAAGUAAAACAUUGUUUAAUGUUACCUUUUGGCUUGAGAAUGUCUUUCAGCUCCAGAAUUAUUGUUACUCAUAUUUUAAUCAGUAAGUCAUUUAAGCUAUGACAGAGUAGGAAUUGAGAAAUUAUUUCAUAUGCUACAGUAUUGAAAUGUGGAUGCUGCCUUGUUUUAUAAGAAGAUGAUCAAGGUUUGUGUGCCCAUUACCUUUCCUCUGCCUGAAAGACGUGUCUCAAGAAAAAUAAAUUCUAUUUUAGAUGCAGGUACUGCAUUUUAUUCUAAGAAUUGAUAUCAAUUCAAAACAUAGAAAACUGUAAAAGAUAAAUCAGGAGAUGGCUGAUUCAUAAUGGGUAAUAAAAUAAAUAGCACUUUCGAGCUGAUGUCGUCAGUGACUCUUGGAUUUUCUAACAAAAGGUUCCUUUACUGUUGUCAUAGAGAGAUUGUGAAUUUCUCUGACUCUGAAGAAUCAACUAGAAGAAGUAGAAUCACCAGAACAUUUUGCUCAGCUGAAAGCACAAAGUAAACUCAGUUACUGGGAAUCAGCAAAAACCACAGGCAUCACUGGUCCCAGGGAUUUAGAGUCCAGAAACCUCUCCAGGUGAUGGACUGUUGAUUUGGGGCUCUAUGCAUUGUCACAGACAGCUGGGGAUAUCAGUUUCUGGACCAAAUGACCCAAUAAGAGAUGCUGGUCGUAAAAAUCCAUUUUUAUCUGGAAUGUUUCUAGAAGAUCAAAACCUUUUUCCUUCCAGCAUCUAAUGCCUGAGUGAUACAUUUAAAAAUUUUUAGUCUGCGUGGGCACCCUCUUUUUCUAGGAGCAGCACUUUUUAUUUUUGAAAUUAUCCUACAAUGAAUUACCGGCUUUUCUUCUGUUCUCAUCUUUUUCCUUCCCCAGCAUACACACACUGUAAAUAUGUGCCAUAUUCUUAGGCAAUCCCACUUUCUCAACCUUUGUUGAGUGACCCAAGCAAGGUUAAAUUCGAGUUCUCCCCAACGAGUUUUCCCAGCUGCAAUUGAAGAAGAGAUACAGUCCAUCUCUGUGGUGGAAACUCCAGGUUGUGAAACUCAAGAUCAAUCAGCAAUAGAACCUCUGGAGCAGCUGCUGGGUGAUGAGAAGAAGCAGGCAGAAGAAAUGGACAGAAUCCUGGAGGAACCUGAGUCCCACAUGGCAGCCAGUGUUGGUUUAUUAUUACCAAAAGCAAUGCUGUUCUGGAAAGGCAAGGACUGCAGUGUCUCAUAUGAUGCAAUUGGACGGAACCUCAAGACGACAUUUGCUCCCAGCAAAGGGCAUUCAGCAGAACAAGGACCAAUCAGAAUUCAUCCAACAAUCAUUUUCAGUGUCAUCUAAGACUGGCAGUCUGCCAAGUUCUAUUGAGGGAGCUGGGGAAAGACAGCAAGCAAGCCCCAGUCCUACCAGCAAGGUGUUACAGACAGUGGGCGUCUGAAAAACAACAGAGAAAUGGACAAGGAGGUAACAGAAUGGCAGGGAGUGAGAAGCGUUACGCAGAAAGACAAAGAAUGGUGAAGAGACAGGAGGUGGAAGAGAUGGAAGGUGCCUUUUCAGAUGAGAUGCUUGCUGGAGGAUGGUAUCCUGAGGAGAUGAUGUUUGAGCAGUGGUCUGAUUGAAAAUGAUUUUAUUCAAGCAAGCAACUUAUUUCAUUUCCUUGUUUGCUACAGUUUCCUGUGGAUGUCUGACUCAACUCUAUGAAAACGCCUUCUUCAGAGGUGGGGAUGUAGCUUCCAUGUACACCCCAAAUGCCCAAUACUGCCAGAUGAGGUGCACAUUCCACCCAAGGUGUUUGCUAUUCAGUUUUCUUCCAGCAAGUUCAAUCAAUGACAUGGAGAAAAGGUUUGGUUGCUUCUUGAAAGAUAGUGUUACAGGAACCCUGCCAAAAGUACAUCGAACAGGUGCAGUUUCUGGACAUUCCUUGAAGCAAUGUGGUCAUCAAAUAAGUGCUUGCCAUCGAGACAUUUAUAAAGGAGUUGAUAUGAGAGGAGUCAAUUUUAAUGUGUCUAAGGUUAGCAGUGUUGAAGAAUGCCAAAAAAGGUGCACCAGUAACAUUCGCUGCCAGUUUUUUUCAUAUGCCACGCAAACAUUUCACAAGGCAGAGUACCGGAACAAUUGCCUAUUAAAGUACAGUCCCGGAGGAACACCUACCGCUAUAAAGGUGCUGAGUAACGUGGAAUCUGGAUUCUCACUGAAGCCCUGUGCCCUUUCAGAAAUUGGUUGCCACAUGAACAUCUUCCAGCAUCUUGCGUUCUCAGAUGUGGAUGUUGCCAGGGUUCUCACUCCAGAUGCUUUUGUGUGUCGGACCAUCUGCACCUAUCACCCCAACUGCCUCUUCUUUACAUUCUAUACAAAUGUAUGGAAAAUCGAGUCACAAAGAAAUGUUUGUCUUCUUAAAACAUCUGAAAGUGGCACACCAAGUUCCUCUACUCCUCAAGAAAACACCAUAUCUGGAUAUAGCCUUUUAACCUGCAAAAGAACUUUACCUGAACCCUGCCAUUCUAAAAUUUACCCGGGAGUUGACUUUGGAGGAGAAGAAUUGAAUGUGACUUUUGUUAAAGGAGUGAAUGUUUGCCAAGAGACUUGCACAAAGAUGAUUCGCUGUCAGUUUUUCACUUAUUCUUUACUCCCAGAAGACUGUAAGGAAGAGAAGUGUAAGUGUUUCUUAAGAUUAUCUAUGGAUGGUUCUCCAACUAGGAUUGCGUAUGGGACACAAGGGAGCUCUGGUUACUCUUUGAGAUUGUGUAACACUGGGGACAACUCUGUCUGCACAACAAAAACAAGCACACGCAUUGUUGGAGGAACAAACUCUUCUUGGGGAGAGUGGCCCUGGCAGGUGAGCCUGCAGGUGAAGCUGACAGCUCAGAGGCACCUGUGUGGAGGGUCACUCAUAGGACACCAGUGGGUCCUCACUGCUGCCCACUGCUUUGAUGGGCUUCCCCUGCAGGAUGUUUGGCGCAUCUAUAGUGGCAUUUUAAAUCUGUCAGACAUUACAAAAGAUACACCUUUCUCACAAAUAAAAGAGAUUAUUAUUCACCAAAACUAUAAAGUCUCAGAAGGGAAUCAUGAUAUCGCCUUGAUAAAACUCCAGGCUCCUUUGAAUUACACUGAAUUCCAAAAACCAAUAUGCCUACCUUCCAAAGGUGACACAAGCACAAUUUAUACCAACUGUUGGGUAACCGGAUGGGGCUUCUCGAAGGAGAAAGGUGAAAUCCAAAAUAUUCUACAAAAGGUAAAUAUUCCUUUGGUAACAAAUGAAGAAUGCCAGAAAAGAUAUCAAGAUUAUAAAAUAACCCAACGGAUGGUCUGUGCUGGCUAUAAAGAAGGGGGAAAAGAUGCUUGUAAGGGAGAUUCAGGUGGUCCCUUAGUUUGCAAACACAAUGGAAUGUGGCGUUUGGUGGGCAUCACCAGCUGGGGUGAAGGCUGUGCCCGCAGGGAGCAACCUGGUGUCUACACCAAAGUCGCUGAGUACAUGGACUGGAUUUUAGAGAAAACACAGAGCAGUGAUGGAAAAGCUCAGAUGCAGUCACCAGCAUGAGAAGCAGUCCAGAGUCUAGGCAAUUUUUACAACCUGAGUUCAAGUCAAAUUCUGAGCCUGGGGGGUCCUCAUCUGCAAAGCAUGGAGAGUGGCAUCUUCUUUGCAUCCUAAGGACGAAAAACACAGUGCACUCAGAGCUGCUGAGGACAAUGUCUGGCUGAAGCCCGCUUUCAGCACGCCGUAACCAGGGGCUGACAAUGCGAGGUCGCAACUGAGAUCUCCAUGACUGUGUGUUGUGAAAUAAAAUGGUGAAAGAUCA